Molecule: messenger RNA, 987 nt
Organism: Frankliniella occidentalis (western flower thrips)
Lineage: Eukaryota; Metazoa; Arthropoda; Insecta; Thysanoptera; Thripidae
Product: larval/pupal cuticle protein H1C-like
Exons: 1
Coding region: 62-784 (240 amino acids)
Source: RefSeq, a predicted model, not a curated record
GGCCUCGACUUCUGCACACUUCUCCUUCUGAUCCACACAGAGGCCAACACAGACCACAAACAUGUACAAGCUGGUGGUGUUGUUCGCGGCCGUCGCCGUCGCCUCUGCCGCUCCCUCCGGUCUGGUGGCCCCCGCGGUCGCCGCCUACUCUGCCUACCCCGCCGUCCAGACCUACGCCGCCGCACCCGUGGCCGCCGCCGUCGCCGUCGAGUCCCCCACCGUUGUGGAGACCCGCACCUCCGUCGGCUACGCCCAGACCGCCGCCCUCAGCAAGCAGGUGCACUACGCUCCCCAGCCCGUGGUCACCGGCUACAGCUCCUCCGUCAUCAAGCCCGACCUGGGCGCCCUCGCCACCCCCCUGCACUCUGUGCUCCAGCAGCGCGUCCUGGCUCCCAGCCGUGCCGUGCAGACCAUCACCCCUCAGGUGACGCACGUCCAGCCCGAGCUCCACGUCCAGAAGGUGGCCGUCGAUGUCCCCGUCCAGACCCCCUACGUCAGCGAGGUCGAGGUGCGCACCCCCCAGGUUGUGGCUAAGACCGCCCCCGUCAUCGCCACCCCGGCUGUGACCACCUACGCCGCUGCCGCCCCCGCCGUGGCCACCUACGCCGCUGCCGCCCCCGCUGUAGCCACCUACGCCGCCGCCCCCGCCUACGGCUACGCCGCCGCCCCCGCCUACGGCUACGCCGCUGCCCCCGCCUACGGCUACGCCGCCGCCCCCGCCAUCAACACCUACGGCUACGGUUACGGUUACGCCGCCGCCCCCGCUGUCUACAAGCAGUGGUAGAUAAUGCAGGCCCCACUGCGGAGGUGCGCAGCUCACUCGUCGAAGCGCUGACUCUGCUCUCCGAUGACUGCCAGAAAGACGAGGGAUCCACUCGAACCGCCUGGUUUUCGGUUCGAAUGGAACCUUCUCGCGCGUCUUCGCAGUUUCUUCUCUUCCUUUACCCCAUCUGUUUGACUGUAAAAUAAAUCAAUUUUAGACCAGUU